UGACAUAUCAAAGGUAGUGGUCGUUUUCUGAUACGAAAAUAUCAAUAAUGAUCAAUAACUUAAACAUAACAAAAGUUGCGAUAAUAUUCUAACAAUAUAUCGCUUUUCUUUAGCAUAAAACAUUUAGGAUGUGUGAUGUUUGUUCAGAGUUUUCUCAACUUUUAUUGAAUUGCGAAGCAAGAUUAUCAGAUGAUGUUUCCCAAUAUCCGACAAUAAGCCAAAACGAGCUUGAAGUUGUAUUAAACUAUAUUCAUUCGUGGCCGCAAAGACAAUGUAUGUGCUGUUAUCGAGAUGUGAAGAAUUAUGAGAGAUUCUACCUUGUUAUACAAAGUAUCAUAUGCCUCUCUGUUUACCAACUCAAACUUCUGAAAGAUGAGGUUGUAAGUGCUUCUAAUAAAACCCCACCAGUAUCUGACGUAAAAGAAAAUGAAAUAGUUAGCAGUAGGAGUGAUAUAGAAAUAAAUGAAAAGGAAAGUAGUGAUUUGACAGUAGAAAGUGAAAAAUCUUUAAGUAAUGAUCAAAGCCAAGAUGACAUUCAAAUUGACAAGCCCUCAACUAGUACAAAUGUUGAAGUAUGGACAACUCAACAGAGAGAACGACUUCUACACAUUGUUUCAAAAGUGUUUCUACUCCAUUUUCCGUUGUACUUAGUAUGCAAACAUUCAAUAUUGAAUAGGCUUGAUGACCUUUCAGCAUUAGAAAUAUCUAACUUAAGUUCUUACUGUGAUCUUCAUGAUACAGAAAUUCCACCAUACCUUUUGAGAAAUGUGAAUUUAUUUUGUAAGUUGGGUGGUGUGACAUCUAUGUUAACAGUGUUUGAACAUGCCAAUAGUAGCAGCUUACCGGUGUCUUUAGCUCAUGCAAUAGUAGCCACUAUAGGGAAUCUGAAAAUUUGGUUAAACUUUAGAAUGGUUACACAAUACUUCUGGCCUCUGCGAAGUAAAAUAUUACAGUACAUGUGCGGCUUGGAAGAUAAGGAUUUGAGGGUACCAGCAGUAAAAUCCAUGGCAGAUUUCAUGUGGGGAGCCUCAAAAGAACCUAUUGAGUCACCUUUAAGCAUUGAUCUAGACGGACUAGCUCUGGCUUUUAAGUAUUUUAACAGCAGUACUUUGACCAUGAGAUUAGCCGGAAUAGCUCAAAUAAAUGCUCAUAUAGCAGCACACAAUGAGCUGUGUGCUGGGGACCUAGCAUCUGAUGCUGAGAUAGCUGGACAAAAACUUGCAACCUGGUUGACUGCUUAUGAAAUCAUUGAGCAUUUGUUUGGCCCUAAUUUACAUGUUGAGGUUAUAAAACAAUCACAUAUGAUUCUCAAGUUUCUGGCUGUUGAAGGGAGAGUAACACCUGAACAUAUAGAGCUUGUGUGGGCAGCAGCGCAGCUGAAGCAUUGUGGACGUCAAGUGUAUGAUUUACUACCUGGAUUUAUAAGAGCACUGUCUCCUAAACCCUGUAGUCAUCUCUACAGCCUACUUUGUUCGCUACCUCCAAAGGAACACACUGAGCAGAGUCUUUAUUUGGCAUCUGCACUGAUGCGGGCGAUGUGGUCUCGAGGACGAACAGGUGUAUCGGGAGGUGUCAGCAGUCCUGUAGGGGAGCCCCCACGGCUGCCACCUCCGGCUUGUAAACCACAUAGGUCUUCAUCAGAAGCCAGUGUCAGUAUGGAUCAGACUAAUUCUGAUGAGGAUCCGUGUGAGGAGCUAAGCACAUCGGGGGAGGAAGCCGGUCCUACACCGCGAAAGCAGAGCAAACAUCAGCGUGAACUUACAGCUGAACAGGAAUGGCUUCGAGAAGGCGAAGAGUUGGCGAAGAAAACAUGUCAAAAACGCAGCAAACGCGCCGGGAGCAGCGGCAGUGCAAGCAGCGGCGCCGAAGAGAUGCUGAGACCACGCAAAAAGAAGCUGUAUAAGAAACGACAGAAGACUGGAAAAUCUAGACAUUUCCCACCACCAAUGAAGAACUCAGAGCUGGCUGAAUCAGUGUCUGAGGUGGAGGAGGAAUCGUCCGGGAGUGAAACAGCACAUUGCCAGCUGAUCUGUGAUAGUGUAGAUGCAAGGAGGUUAAUGGAGCUCCGUCUGCUGGAGAGCUAUAAGCGUAGGUCUGAGGAGGAAAACAGUGUUUCGUCCCCCACCUCGACUCACUCGCAUCGACACCUACCUGACCUUGACGAAGAUGACUCCGCCUGCGAGGAGGAGCUAGCUAGACUCGCUGCUCAGGCUCAAUGUUUAUCGGAAUAUAACGUGGGCGGUCUAGUGAGCGGUACGAUAGUCGCGGGCGCGGGGAUCGGGACGCUACCGUUCAACGUGGACGACGUGUGCCGGCCCGGCAACACGCUCCUCUGGGACCUGCUGCAAGAUGGCGCCAUUGAGCAACUUGGAGACGGUCUUGCUUUGGAAGCAGAAAAGGCUCUAUGCGCACUGCUGUGUUUCAGUACUGAUAAAUUUAUAAGGAUCAAAUUCAUAGAAGGCUGCCUCGAUAAUCUGGCCAAUCACAGGUCUGUCGCGGUGUCACUCAGACUAUUACCGAAGUUAUUUUCAUCUUUUCAACAACUACGUGGAAUGGAUAUGCACCAAGUGGUGAUGUGGGCGGAGCGCGAGCGCGGCAUGAUGCGCCUGUUCCUGGAGGAGCUCCGUCAGUUCGUGCGACGCGCGCCCGCCGACCCGUACGCUCACAUUACCGAGCUCACCGUGCGACUCCACUUCCUCACCGCCAUAUUUUCGCCCGUCGGAUCGCCGCAUCAUUUCCGUCUGACUGUGGACCAAGUGGAGGAGCUUUGGCAGUGCCUGGUGGUAGAGGGUGGCAGCGAGUGCGCAGACUGUCUCUACUCGUGGCUUCUCUCUCACACCAAGUCACCUGAGCAACACGCUCUGGGCUUGGAUGCGUUGAGGUUCCUGUACGUCGAGAAGAUGCCUACGCUAGAUCCGGAGACGAUAAGUAUAAUGGGCCUCAGCCUGUACCAGCAGCUGUGUAACUUGGCUCGCAUGGCGCUGGGUGCGGGAGAUGCGGGAGAUGCCCACCCGCACCACCCCCACCACCCCCACACGCUGGCCAUGGACCAUCUGUGGAAGAUCGCGCUCCGGGCUAUCAGCACAGACGUCUCAAUGGGUGCCAUACAAUAUUUGAACAGUUACUAUAUGGGCCAACAGUUACAACAAGAGGACGAUUUUGUUUCCAAAUGUAUGUUCCAUCUCUCCUCUGCCGCUGAAAGAUUGAUAUCCAAGAAUCGGGAUGGGGAGGGUACCUCUUCACAAGAUACUAAAAAGGAAGAGGAAGAAGCUGUAGAGAAAUCAACGAACAAACAGAAUAUAUAUGAACACAUGACUAAGGAAGCCGCGCUUCAGUGCAUACAAAGAGCGCUAUUGUUGCUUAAAACUCAUCUGGAUACUUUUAAAAGAAGGUACGCGUACCACCUGCGGCGGUGGUCGCUGGCGGAGUCCGGCGCGUGGGACGGCGCGGGCGCGGGCGCGGGCGGCGUGCGCGUGACGCUGCAGCCGGCGGGCGCGGGUCCCCGCGCGGUGGUCACCAUGCACCAGUGUGACCUGGUGGCGCACCUGCGAGCGCACGUGCACGUCUGGUGGGAGAAGCAGAUUCAAGGUGAAGACGCAGUGACGUCAUUAGCAACGGAUGGACCGCUGCGAAUGAUCACGCAGGGACAAGAGCUCACUAUCGAUUACGACGAGCGUACGCUAUUUGAUAUGGGAUUUAAGGAUAACCAGUUGGUAUUCGUUUCGGUGGGCGUGGGCAGUCGGGGCUCGUGGGCGGACUGGCCGAGUGCGCAGCCCGCGCCGGCUCGGGCUCGUCUGCCGACACACCUGCUGCUGGACCCCACAUACUUCCACCAUCUCUUCACGCUCAUGCAGGCUCUGGCGCAGAUGAAGGAGCCUGGACCCAACGGGGAAAUGGUAGCUCAUAUGAAGGCGCAGUUGCAAUCCCGUCGCGUUUGGGAUAUACUGCAAGCUGUGCCUCUCAACCCAACUCUACUAGAAGCAUUCCAAAAUCCCACCGAGGGCAAACUGCCCGAGCUGUUGGACCCGACCAGUCCACAGAAACUCAUGUACUCACUACAUAUAAUUGAUAAAUUGAGCCUGUGUAAUGGAAACCCUAAUUUGAAGGAAACCUCCGCAGUCAUUACUAACAUUGAAGAGACCGAGGAGCAAGCCAAUGUAGAGAAUUGGAAUGAGUUGUUUAUCAAGAAGGGUGGCCUGAGAUUGCUGUAUGAUAUCAUCAUGUCGGGUGUACUACAGAGAAGUGAUGAUAGCGAAUGGCGACAGGAUUGUUUGGCGCUGUUGCUACAGUUGGUGUGCCGUAUUGGGACAAUGCCAUCGACGGAGACGGGACAGACGCCGAGACUACAUCCGGCUCUACAAUCGUUGCUAAGCAUAGAAGAGACGACAGAUCGGCUGAUAUCUAUACUCUGUGAAGCGGCCACUAUCAAGGAGCCUGUCACUUAUAAAACGGGAUUCUGGGGUCGAGCACAGGUGGUGCAGCACGCCAUGCGGCUGUGCGUGGUGUGGGCUCGGGGCGGGGCUUGUGGCGCGGCGCGGGGCGGGUCGCUGGCCUGGGCCCUGCGGAAGGCCGCGCCGCGCCUGCUGCUGGACGACGCCGACCCGGCGGUCCGUCGCGAGGCGGGGUCGGCGCUGUACCGGCUGUGCGCGGGCGGCCAGGUGUCGGUGUUAGCGCCGAUGCUGCACCUGCUGCUGCAGCACCUGCCGCGCGCCGCCGACAUGCGGCCGCACGCGCUGCCUCUCCAUCAUCACGAGGCUGUGCAUCACCAUACGGAAGAAGGUAAAGAGCCGUACGGACCGGCCUGUCGGGACUAUUUCUGGCUCGUCUGCCGGCUUAUCGAUGGGCUACCUGAAGACUACUUCAAAGAAGGUGCAUUGACAGAGGAUAGCGGUGCGCCUGACCUCAACGAACUGUGCGAACAGCUGAGUACUUCUCUCGAGAAGCGUGAGAUCAUAGAGAAGAGAGGCGAGCCGUGCGUACCCGAUGACGGCCUCUAUGGUCAGCUCAGCCUGCUGACGCACCUGCUCAAACAUCCACUGCCGUUCAAGACGUCGGAGCAGGGCACAAGGUGCUUGGAAGCGGUGUUCGGAUUUCUAUUUUACGUGCCGAAUCCAAACCAACGCAACCUGCCCAAGUGCAAGUCGCAGAAAUCUCGCGCGGCCGCGUAUGAUCUUCUCAUCGAGCUCGUUCGCGGAGCGCCCGAUAAUUACAUGAUACUCUACGAUAAGCUCAUGGAACACCAUAAACCAGCGGGCGACAGCGUGUACCCGUGGGACUACUGGCCGGCCGAGGAGUCCCGCUCGGAGUGCGGCCACGUGGGGCUCACCAACCUGGGCGCCACGUGCUACAUGGCGUCGUGCAUGCAGCACCUGUACAUGAUGCCUCGCGCGCGGGCCGCCGUGCUGCGCGCGCAGCCCGCCCGCUCGCGGCACGCGCCCGUCUUGAGGGAGAUGCAGCGCAUGUUUGCCUACCUCACGGAGAGUGAACGGAAAGCUUACAACCCGCGCAGCUUCUGCAAAGUUUAUCAGAUGGAUCACCAGCCGCUGAACACUGGCGAACAGAAAGACAUGGCGGAGUUCUUUAUCGACCUGGUCUCCAAAAUCGAGGAGAUGACACCUGAGCUAAAGAAUCUGGUCAAAACUCUGUUCUGUGGCGUUCUUAGCAACAACGUUGUUUCGUUGGACUGCGGGCACGUGUCUCGCACGCUGGAGGAGUUCUACACGGUGCGGUGCCAGGUGGCGGACAUGCGCAACCUGCACCAGAGUCUGGACGAGGUCACCGUCAAGGACACGUUGGAGGGCGACAACUGCUACACGUGCUCGCACUGCUCCAACAAAGUGCGCGCCGAGAAACGAGCGUGUUUCAAGAAGUUGCCGCGAAUCUUGUGUUUCAACACGAUGCGAUACACGUUCAACAUGCUCACAAUGCUCAAGGAGAAGGUGAACACUCACUUCUCGUUCCCGAUGCGGCUGGACAUGUCCGGAUACGUCGAGAAGCAUCUCAUGCCUGCGCACUAUCAAGAGGAGAAGAGGAAAUCCGCUGAGUUGAAGAAAGAUGGCGACCAAAAUAACGAUACCGAUGAAAGUCCUGAUGAAGAAUAUUACGAGUACGAGUUGAUCGGCGUGACGGUACACACGGGCACCGCAGACGGCGGACACUACUACUCCUUCAUCCGCGACAGAGAGAUCCACCACGACCGGUGGCUGCUCUUCAACGACGCUGAAGUCAAGGUGUUCGAUGCCGCGCAUCUGGCCGCUGAGUGCUUCGGCGGAGAGAUGACGAGUAAAACAUACGACUCGGUGACCGAUAAAUUCAUGGACUUCUCUUUCGAGAAGACGAACAGUGCGUACAUGCUGUUCUACGAGCUGAGCCCACCGCAGAACCAGCGCAGCUCCGAGAGCGGACAGCAAGAGGAGCCGCAGGCGUCGACGGCCGACGAGAGUGUGGGCGGGGCCGAGCGCCGCGGCGGCGAGAGUGGCGACGAUGACGUCACACUGCCGCCCGACCUGCUCAAGUGGAUCUGGGACGACAACAUGCACUUCCUGCACGACAAGAACAUAUUCCAGCACGCCUACUUCACAUUCAUGGGCCAGAUGUGCAGUUCUGUGCCUCAGUCCCUGCUCACCCUGCGGCCGGAGAUCACGGAGGUUGCUGCUAGGCUCUCCACCUCAUUCUUCAUAGAGACCUUUAUACACGCUAAGGAAAAGCCAACAAUGGUAUCGUGGGUAGAGCUGGUGACGAAGCAGUUCAACGCGUCGGCCGCCGCGUCAGAAUGGUUCCUUGGACACAUGGCCGUCGACACGUGGUGGCCCAUGCAGGUCCUAAUAAAGUGUCCAAACCAAAUGGUGCGGCAGAUGUUCCAGAGGCUAUGCAUGCAUGUCAUACAGAGGCUAAGGUCUAGUCAUUGCGCGUUGUACCUGCAAGGUUCAGAAGAUGGUGAUAAUAGUAAAUUAGGAGAAGCGAGCUGUGUUACUAAAUUUAUAAGGAUGCUGUUGUCUCUGAUGGAGUCGGGCGCGCGGUCUCACCUGCGGCACCUCACAGAGUACUUCAGCUUGUUGCACGAGUUCAGUAAGAUGGGCGAGGAGGAGGGGCGAUUCAUGUUGCGUGCCAACGCCAUCUCCACUAUGAUCAAUUUCUAUCUCGGACAUCAUUCGACACAGGUAGAAUCACCGACAGAGGAGGCAGGCAGCAGCAGCAGCAGCGGCCACGCGGAGGCGGGUGACAAGCUGCGGCCCGGCGCGCUCGACAAGAUGGUGGCGCUCGUGGCCGGGCUGGUGGAGCGAGCGCGCGGCGCCGCCCCGCACGCGCUGGCCGACAGCGAGGCCGACGUGCUGCUGCACGCCAAGGGGUUUCCUUUCAUCUAUCAACAAACGCGAGAUUGUAUGAACCUGCAACAGACACGCUCACUCAUCUUCGCGCUGUGUCGCUGGAACGAGCCGCUGGCGCAGAAGAUUGUUAACAUGAUAUUUCAGGCGAUUGCUAAGCAUUCCGAAGCAUCGGGGCCAUUUUUUAAGCUAAUAACAUUACUGGUGGAGGGCAGCGGCAGCGGGUCGGGUUCCACGGCAGGUCUGCCGUGCUUCACGCAGCCCGUCCUGUCGCGGCUGUGGGACCUGAGUGACACGUGUCCGCACGCCGCGCUCGAGUGGCUCGCCAUGCAGGUACCUCGCAACAAGGCAGCGCACGCGUGGGCGCUGCGCACUGCCGACCGCUGGGUGGAGGCGCAGCUGCUGGCGUCGGGCGCGGGCCGCGUGCGUGCGGCGGCCGCCCUGCUGCUGGUGGCGCUCGUGCCCUCGCAGCACUUCCGUGCGGGCUACGGCCGGGCCCGCGCGCACCCGCCCGCGCACGCCAAGCUGCCGGACACUGCGCACCACUCGCUGCACCAGGUGUACACGAUGUUACUUGGAAAACUGAAGGCUGCGCGCAAGUACACUGACAUUGCGGUGCACGGGACUAUGAAGCUCACGGCUUACUUCGGUGUUAUGUCCUACUGCGUCGUCAGCAGAGUUGAGAAGUUAAUGUUUGGCCAAUACUUCAACGACCUGUGGGACCUGUAUCACCCGGGCAUAUCGGAGCCUUCCGUCGCAGUGCACCCCAACAAGCAGGCACUCAUCACGUUCUGGCACACGGUGUGUGUCGAUUGCCCGGAGAAUGUGCAGCUCAUAGUGUCCAACCCGAGGGUGGUGAAACACAUCGGCUUCAACUAUAUACUAGCGGACCACGACGACGGCGAGGUGGUGUCGUACAACCGCGCCAUGCUGCCUGCGUACUACGCCCUGCUGCGCCUGUGCGCGCGCCGCUCGGGCUCGUUCGCGCGCUCCCUGGCGCAGCACCAGAACCUGCACUGGGCCUUCCGGAACAUCGCGCCACACGCGCACCUCUACCCCAGCGCUGCCGACGAACUGCUACGAUUAGCAAGAAUACUGGCUUCCCGCAGCGGCGGCAGCAACAACGGCAGCAGUAGCAGCAGCAAUAGCAGUACCAACAACAACAGCAAUGAGAUAGAAGAGAGAGAAGCGGCAGCCUUCAGACGAAGCACGUUGACGGCUUAUUUACAAGGUUUAAAUGGACGAACGUCGUGGUCUACGCUCAUAUCUGCCUUCUGUACGCUGGUGGAAAACGGUGACGACAGAUUAUACGUGGUGUACAAUGGAGGACUACAGAUGACAUUUGAGGCGCUGCACAGCCUGCACGCCGUGUACGUGGAAGGCGGGGCGGGCUCGGGUCCUGCGGCGUCCGGCGUGCGCGGCGAGCUGACGGGCGCGCUGCGUUGGGCCCGCUCACUGUGCCGCACGCUGCGGGCGCGGCGCGACCACCAGGAGGCGCGCUCGCUGCUGCUGGCGUGCAAGGACUGGCCCGAGUGCGCACGCCGCCUGCUCACCCUGCUCACGCUGCACCAGCGGUCUGCUGCGCUGGCGCACGCCGCACUCGGCGUGCUCCGCGAGCUGGUCAUGAUCGGCGGCGGCGCGGCCCUGGGCGCCCUGGUGCCGCUGGCCGUGAGCGCGCACGGCGCCGCGCGGCCGGCGCGCGCGCCGCUCGUCGCAGCCACCCGCGCGCACGUGCCCUUCUACCGGCCCUACCACAAGUUCAUCGACACGUGCUGCCGUGUGGCUCGCUCACAGCGCUGCAUGUCGGAACAACUCGUGCUUCUGUCGGUGCUGUGCGCGCUUGAAGCCAUGCAUCUACGGUUCAGCUACUUCGCGGCGUUCUGGCGGGACGUCGCAAACACGCCGGCGGAUGCUAAACUGGAAGAAUUAUUAUUGGAAUGCAGUGCGCUAUCAGAAUACAUCGACGCGAUUUUACUGGACGAAAGGGACUCUUUAGAAGACCCCAAUAUUUAUGAAUUCAUGCAACAUUACUAUCCUAAGGUGUGCUCGAUGAAGUUGUGCGGCGCGAGUACGAGUGCUGCGGGCGCGGCGAGCGCGGCGGAGUCGUUGUGUGCGGAGCUGAGCCAGUCGCCGCCCGGCUCGCUGCUGGGCCGCGUGCGCGCGCUGCUGCUGCUGCUGCCCGCGGCGCCCGCAGCCCCGCCCAGCUUGCGAGCCGCGCUGCAUGCGCUGCAGCAGCGGACCGACUCCGAUGAAGAUAAUGUUGAGGCGGAGUCGUCAGUAGAGCCGGUACCUCGCUGUCCGACCCCUGAGGAGAGCGAGCCUGAGGACACACUCGACGUGCCGCCCGACACAGACGAGUCGCAGGACGACGAGUCGCCGCCGCCCCCGCGCGGGCCCGCCGCCCCCGCGCUGCUGCGGGGCACGGUCGCUGCGCUGGCGGCGCGAGUCACGCAGCACACGCCACAGUCACGUAGCGACCAAGACAACGCGCACGAAGCGGUCGACUGAAGGUACGCGGCUGACGCGAGUGACACUUGUGUGAUGUGUGUGAUGUACGAUACAUACAACAUGUGCACUCGAGUCAUUAGUGGUUUUAAACUGUGUGUUGACUUAUCUUAAGGAUUAUUGAUCUCCAUAACCUCCAAGUGUAGACUGUUUCCGUUAUCGACGGAUCAUGUGAUGCUAUUGAUGGAACUAAACAGCUUUUACUAAUCAAACUAUAUCAUUAACUUCGUCAAAUACAACGUAGAAGGCUAUGAAUAAGAAUGGAUUAAGUAUUUUGGAUUCAAUGAAUGUUAUUAGAACGUUAUUUGUGAUUGCUUGCUACUGUUGUGUGUGCUAUGUUAAAAUGCAUAUCAGAUAUGUUAUGAUUAAAUUAAUUAUUUCUUUCUUGCUUUAUAUCAUGUUAUUAUAAGAUAAUUAAAAAAUGAAAUUACUAUCCCCCUUACGUUCCAGUGAUGUUUACUAUGACACAAUGAAUUUAUAGUGAUAACAUAACCCCCGCGGGUUGCAACAGGAACAGGAAAAAUCGGAUACAAACGUCACCAAGAUGGCGGCCUGUCCCUCUAUCGACUUGUGGGGAUUAUAGCACACCAAUGUUCAAUCCAACCAAUGUACGUGUAUAUAUUAAAGGAGACAAUUUUUUGGGCCCACUAGAAAUCCUUUCCACUUCGAGAUGGCGACGAUUGACAUAAAUGAGUUAUUAAAAUUAUAUGCUACGAUUUAUGGUGGGCCCAUUCUCCAUUAAUGGAAAAAUUGUCUCCUUUUAUUACUAUAAUUAUGUUAGAUACUUUAAACAGGUACACAGUAUUAUAUGUACCUAUUAGAAUUAUUAUUGUAUCGUCAAUUAAUUGAGUAUAUUACAACAUAAGUGAAUUUCAAGUUCUUUAGACGCCUAAUAAAGGACAAUAGCUUUCAGAUUCCACAGUUGUUUGCAUCGCUAAUAUAUUAUAUGGUUAGUAGGAGAAUACUGGGCUAUACUGUCAACGAUUCAAUUAUAGAUUCAAUGUUGUACAAUAAUUAAAAGUUAAUAGAUCAAAACUUAAUUGUAGUAAUUUGGGUGAAAAAUUAUAAAUGUGCAUAAUUAGGUUGUAACAAAUUUCCCCUGAUUUAUUUGACUAAAAAAUAGUACAUUCCAAUAUCACAAAAAUGGUACCAUCUUACCAUGCCUACCCUGACUUAGAUAUAUGAAUUAGUGGCAUUCAAUAGCAAUGUUCAAAUAAUUAUAACUUCUUAUAAUAUAUUGCAAUCUUAUUACUUGGACGUAGUUAUGCAGAAAGGACUCAAACCACACAAAGGCACUUUUGAGUUAUAAGUAUUUGAUAUUUUAGCUCUAAAUAAUCUUCCAUAUAAACAUCAAAAAAAAAACAGAUUCCAUGUACAUUUUAAAAAUAGACGUGAUCAUGUUUAUAUAGGCUACAUGACAGAUUUGACCUUCAGGAAUACGAUGGCAUACCUAACUCUAUUUUGACCAAAGUGUGGUUUGAGUCCUUUUGGCUUGGACUCAAACCACACUUUGGUCUACGUCCACUUAUCAAUGAUUCAUUAAUUUAUUUCGAAUUGAAUUUUAUUUUUAAGACUGUUACGAUUUUAAGGUAUAGAUUGUAUGUAUGUGCAAAAGCGUCACAAUAAAUAAUAUUUUACAAGUACUUCGGAGAUUGAGAACGAUAUCGUUAUCUUUGAUAAACAGCGUGGUCCAAAUACUGACAGUAUAGAUACGAUUGGGAUACGCAUCUUAGAAUGAAAAUGCCAUCCACCAUUAAAUUAUUAUUGUACUAUCGCUCCCAUGGUAGUGGGCAGUGGCGUCACAAUGGACUGUAUUGUACUAAGUUCAAUUACCGCAAGUCGUUCGGCUGCAUCACCAUACAUGAUUACUGUCAAAGUUGCGUCAUAAUAUAAUGUAAUUUUUUUUUGACAUUUUAAAGGCAGUAAUAAUAAUUAUUCCUAAAAUUUUAAUAAUAUUUAGAAUAUAGUCUUGAAAGAAAAAAUAAAAUAUGAUCUUCUAUUGUUAUUAUUGAUUGUAAUAAAUAAAUUAGCGCAGGUUAUUACUUCAUUCUCGCUGAACAGUUUCUCUAACACUUAAUGAAUGCUCCUUUUUAAGGGUACAUAAGGCUAGUAAGGUUAUAGUGUAAUGUUUGUAGGUUCACAGGUAUGCGCAGACAAACAGACAAACUCAGUUAUAUUUUAAUAUAUAAUCUUACAUUAAAAACAACAGGAUUUUUUAAUGGGUAAUGAUGCUUUGUCAUUUUUUAUUUUAGGCUGUGAGUGAUUCGUUAUUUUAAAUUGUGCGUUGCUUAAAAUUAUAAAUUAGGAUAGGUCCCUUUUGAUAAACCCAGUGCUAAUAUUAUGUAGAGACAAACCUACAGUAAGUUUACACCCGUCCAUUAAUUGUUGGUUUUGAUUCUGUCGGUUUGUAUAUCCAAUGUUUGUCCUUGUGUGUGAAUCGACAAUUAUACAAUAAUAAGAUAUGCCUAAGUUAGCAGUCACGAUUUCUGGUGUUUGCUCGCAAUCAUAAGGUAGUAUAAGAUAGGUGAGUAGUCUUGAUUAUUUCUACCUUUUUUACAACUUAUUAAAAGGAUUUUUAUUAUAUUUUAAUGUAAGAAAUAGGCCCUAACCAUCGCAAUAGCGAAAAUGCGCAAACCCACGCAUUUGACAUACCAGGUAAGUGCGAGAGAGCGCACGACAUCGGGACAACUGCUCCCACGUAGCGGGGUUGCGCAUGUCGGGUUUGGCUGCAUCUAAAUAUAAGUAAUAAUUACAUUAGUUUGGAAAUUAUUAGAUUAGAUAGGAAAUUCUAGUAACAUUAUAAUACGAAUAAAAGUAAGUUCUGUAUUAAUACACAGUAAUUAUUGUAUCUAGUGACUCAAUUUUUGUAACCAGAAUCAAGCACAGAGUAGUUUAGAUAAAUUCAUGAGUGUUUUUAGAGUAAAAUUACAGAUAAACAUUUUUUUAAAGUCUACACAUAGGGAACACGGAAAGCAAUAACGUCAUAAUACUUUUUUCUAGAUUUGUUACGCAGUAAUUGACAGUUGCUGCCAUUUAAUAGUGUAUUGGAUGAUUGUUGAGCCGCAUUGGUUUGAUGUAAGAGGGUUUUAUCUUGGUGCUAGCAUUCAGAGUCGAGUGAAUGGAUUAAGAUAAAUGUAUAAUAUUGUGUUUGGUCCUGAUUUAGAGCUUAUUAAUAUAUUAUAUAACUAUAUAGCUAUGUUAAUUAUCAGUUUAUUGUAAGAUCUCUCGCUCUGUAUAAUCAUUGUAUGUUGUGUCGGUGAGGUUUCAAGUGUCAGUUCUGUCACUUGUAAAUGAUACAUCACUAGAGUGGCUCACGUUCAUUUGUAAAAACUGCUGUAAAUCUGACUGAAAAGCCAAAGUAAACAGUGAUUUAUA
This is a messenger RNA of Leptidea sinapis, 13205 nucleotides long. RefSeq names its product ubiquitin carboxyl-terminal hydrolase puf (gene puf). Gene Ontology annotation, biological process: protein deubiquitination. The transcript is spliced from 57 exons. Bases 129 to 9833 code for a protein of 3234 amino acids. Gene Ontology annotation, molecular function: cysteine-type deubiquitinase activity; cysteine-type endopeptidase activity. The record is from RefSeq and is a predicted model, not a curated record. Lineage: Eukaryota; Metazoa; Arthropoda; Insecta; Lepidoptera; Pieridae. Gene Ontology annotation, cellular component: cytosol; nucleus.